AUGAUGGCUUUGUUGUGUUACACCGCCAUCGUGACUCCGAUGGAAGUCGGUUUCUAUACCCCGAGUUUCAACGCGUUGUUUUACAUCAACCAGUUCGUGACGGCUUGCUUUGUCACCGACCUCGUGUUGAACUUUUUCAUCGCCACGCCUCAUCACCGCACUGGGCACUUGGUUUACAAUCAGGCGUACGUCGCCCGAACGUAUCUCAAAAAGUGGUUUGUCAUAGACUUUUUGUCGGCGAUUCCGUUCGACGCCAUGUAUUUGGGCGUCGGCUCGAGCGCGUUGGCGCAGCUCAGUAUUCUGAGGACGUUGCGUCUUCUGCGUCUCGUCAAACUCGUGCGGAUUUUACGAGUGAACCGAAUUUACAAGCGGCUGGAAUUGGUUUACACCAUCGAUUACUCAUUAUUAGAGCUCAUGAAGUUUGGCUUGACGGCAAUCAUGUUUGCGCAUUGGCUCGCGUGUGGAUUCGGCUUGGUUGAAGAUUUGGAAGGGACGAAGUACUCUUGGACGCGAUCCACAGAGUUCGGAGAUUUGGUCAUCGGUCCCGACGGGGGUGAGCCGCGAGAGAUCGUCGGCUCGUUGAGGCUGUAUCUUGCGGCGCUAUACUGGUCCACGAUGACCAUCUCCACCAUCGGUUACGGAGACAUCGUUCCAGUAACGACUGGAGAGCGAGUGUACGUCAUCAUGGCCAUGCUCAUCGGCGCGUUUGAGUACGGUUACAUCGUGGGGGCUGUGUCGAACGUCAUCGCCACGAGGAACGAAAAGGUGAACAAGUUCCAAGGCGUGAUGCGGGACUUGAAUGGAUUCCUAAUUGAUCACGGUUUUCCCCAGGAUUUGCGCGUUCGCUUACGAGAGUAUUUCAAGUAUCAACUCGAUGGCGCCGACGCCGACGUGUACAGAAGAUUGCUCGACAAAAUGUCGCCGGCAUUGCGAUCUGAGUGCACUAUGCGCAUGAAUACGUGGAUACGUAAUAUCGACUUUUUCAAACACUGCCCUGAGCCACUGGUCAUUCACUUGUCGACUCGUGUCGUCGAGCACACGUUUCCGCCAGAGGAGACGUUGUUCAGACCCGGUGAUGCAGUGUCAACCAUUUUCCUCAUUCGCCGUGGUGUCGUUCAAGUCGAUGGAUUGAUAAAAAUGUCUGGGAAAACUAUCGCAGAGGAGGCGUUGUACUCAUCCGAUACGCUGCUCUACGGCGCACAGGCGUUGACGUACGCGAACAUCUACACCCUCGAACGCGAAGAUUUUCACGAGUCGCUCGCGCCAUUCCCCGCGACGAAAAAGUUCUUCCGUCUCAAAGGUAUCAAGAUUAUUUUUAGAGGCGAAAUAAUCGCGUAUACCAAAGCAUACACCGCUUUGAAGAAGUAUGGCUUAGACGCAGAUUUAUCACGCGAAGUCAGCGCACGUCCUGCGUUUUAUUUACAAAAGUUGCGAAUAAUUUACGGAGACGACGGAGAAGGUUUGGACGAUCCGAAAAUCCUCGAGCAGAAGACGAAGGCGGCAGUUGUCAUUCAGAAACGUUUCAGAGGCAUGAUUCAUAGGGUGUCACUCCACCGACUCCUCGUUGAGCGUGGUGUUCAAGGAAUUUUCCACAAAGUAUUACGCGAGAGAGAUCCGAUGAGUUACACGGCUCGCGCCGUGGACGUGUUUCAUUGGCGCCUGGCGUACUCCCUGACCGAGAUGCAUCGGAAAUUGAAUUCUUUGCUCGAUCACGGGAACAUCGAAGACGUAGUCACAAAUGAAUCUUCUGGACCGCCAAGUUUGAUGGCGACAGCGCUACAAGCGGCGACGGGCAAGGCGAUGACGGCGCCGCGCAAGGGAGCUAACAAGGCGUCGACAGACGGAGCACCGCCGCAGACGCCCGUGACAAGCGCACGAGCGCCCGUGAUCACCGCUGCGGCGGCUGGGUGGGAUACUACAUCCACAGAGAAUCCUCUUCAACGGUUGCAAACCCGCGUAGACGAACUCACCAAUCGCCUCGUGCCCCUCGAUCGUAAAAUAACAUCUUCACAGGCAAAGCAAACAGCUGCGUUGGCGGAAACGAACGAGCGACUCAGCGAAGUCACUGCUCAGCUCGAGACACUCCUGAAUCUGACGGUAUCUAACAUGGAGACAGGCUUAGCCGAGGCGAGAGUAGUAGCUCGAGCGUCUAGACCUCGGCGACAAUCGCUUUCGCCACCGCCGCGCUCAGAGGCGCUUUCCCGGUGA
This is a messenger RNA of Ostreococcus lucimarinus CCE9901, 2208 nucleotides long. Its product is annotated as VIC family transporter: potassium ion channel, potassium voltage-gated channel, subfamily H (Eag-related). The transcript has a single exon. Lineage: Eukaryota; Viridiplantae; Chlorophyta; Mamiellophyceae; Mamiellales; Bathycoccaceae. The coding region runs from base 1 to 2208 and encodes 735 amino acids. Gene Ontology annotation, cellular component: membrane. Gene Ontology annotation, molecular function: voltage-gated potassium channel activity; protein binding. The record is from RefSeq and is a predicted model, not a curated record. Gene Ontology annotation, biological process: potassium ion transmembrane transport; regulation of membrane potential.